AUGCCGAUCGCCGCGGAGCUGGUGAGCGCGCCGCUGAGCGCCAAGAGCGGCGGCGCGGAGGAGGCGCUGCAGUCGCCAGAGAAUCUCGCGAUCCCCGCUAAAGGCGGCCUCGAGGACGCGGAAGCGGCCGUCGCCGCCGUGGACAGCGCGGCGGCGGCGAGCAACGCGCUGCAGCUGCUGUCGGGGGCGUGCGUGCUGCCGCAUCCCGACAAGGCGCACAGAGGAGGCGAAGACGCCUUCUUCAUCCUCGACGGCGCUGCUGUCGCAGGGGUGGCGGACGGGGUGGGGGGGUGGGCGGAGAUAGGGGUGGACGCGGGGCUGUACGCGCGGGAGCUGAUGGCGCACAUGCAGCGCGCCGUGGCGGACGAGCCCAAGGGCGGCGCGGACCCCAUGCGCGUGCUGGAGAGGGCGCACAGCAGCACCGCCAGCUACGGCUCCUCCACUGCCUGCGUUGCCGUGCUGCAAGCCGAUCAACUGCAGGCGGCGAAUCUGGGCGACAGUGGGUUUCUGAUCAUCCGGCACGGCCACGCCAUAUUCAAGUCGCCCUCGCAGCAGCACGACUUCAACUUCCCUUACCAGCUCGGCAGCGAAGGGGGGGACUCGCCCCUAUCCGCUGAUGUGUACUCGCUGCCAGUGGCACCAGGAGACGUGGUGGUGAUGGGCACGGACGGGCUCUUUGACAAUGUCUUCGACAACGAGGUCUCCUCCCUCGUCUCCCACGCUCUCCUCCGCGGCCUCUCCCCCCAGUCCACCGCCGAGCACCUCGCAGCGCUGGCCCGCGACCGCGCUCUCGACCGCUUCCGCCUGUCGCCGUUUGCGCGCGCGGCGCAGGAGGCGGGGUAUCGGUACAUUGGAGGGAAGCUGGAUGAUAUCACUGUGGUGGUGUCGUAUGUGACGGAGGGCAAGUAG
Closterium sp. Yama58-4 is the source of this 909-nucleotide messenger RNA. NCBI's taxonomy places the organism in Eukaryota, Viridiplantae, Streptophyta, Zygnematophyceae, Desmidiales, Closteriaceae. The record is from the annotation of a GenBank genome assembly.